Carya illinoinensis is the source of this 1527-nucleotide messenger RNA. Its product is annotated as methylsterol monooxygenase 2-2-like. The transcript has 8 exons. The record is from RefSeq and is a predicted model, not a curated record. Bases 308 to 1261 code for a protein of 317 amino acids. Lineage: Eukaryota; Viridiplantae; Streptophyta; Magnoliopsida; Fagales; Juglandaceae. Gene Ontology annotation, biological process: sterol biosynthetic process; 4-alpha-methyl-delta7-sterol oxidation. Gene Ontology annotation, molecular function: iron ion binding; C-4 methylsterol oxidase activity.
CUUUUUUGGACUCGUCAGGUGGUCCAAGCAAGUGAGUAACUGAAGUGAGCAAUGAUUUGCACGAAUUCGUAUCCCUCUUUGCCACCACCGAUUCCUGUUUUAAACACAUAUUCCAAAAGCGAAGGGGCCAGAUUCCCUUGGACAGUCAGUCUCUUCUCGUGGCUUCCUCCUCCUGCCUUCGUCAUAUGCCUCCUCCUCACUGAACCAUUCGCUCUCUCUCGAUCUCUCUCUCUCUCUCUCUCUCUCUCUAGAAUAUUUGUCGCAUUGCUCUUUGCAAAAGAUCAAGUUUUUAGUCUCCAAGCUUGCAAUGGCUUCCAUCAUCGAAUAUGGGUGGCUGUAUCUGAUCACACAUUUCAGUGACUUUCAACUGGCGUGUCUUGGAAGUUUCUUUCUUCAUGAAAGUGUUUUUUUCUUAUCUGGACUUCCUUUCAUAUAUCUUGAGAGGGCAGGUUGGUUGAGCAAAUACAAAAUUCAGAGCAUUAGAGAUAUUUGGCAGAAAAGAACAUUAGUAAAAGAUUCCAGUGCACAAUUAAUGCAUGUACCAAUAACUUGCUGCCACGUUGGGCAGUGUUCAUUUUCUGCAAUAGAAUUGUGUUAUUGUUCUUCUUAUUCUAUGAAGACAAAGAAUAACAGUCCAGCAGCUCAGGAGAAAUGCAUUACUCGUCUGCUGCUUUAUCAUUUUGGUGUCAAUCUUCCAGUGAUGGUCAUCUCAUAUCCCGUCUUCAAACACAUGGGCAUGCAAAGUAGUCUUCCAUUGCCGUCCUGGAAUGUAGUUUUAACACAGAUAAUAUUUUACUUCAUCCUUGAGGAUUUUGUGUUCUACUGGGGACACCGGGUUCUGCAUACAAAAUGGUUGUACAAACAUGUUCACAGUGUUCAUCAUGAAUAUGCUACACCUUUUGGAUUGACUUCUGAAUAUGCUCACCCUGCUGAGAUACUGUUCCUUGGCUUUGCAACCAUUAUUGGUCCUGCUAUCACUGGACCCCAUUUGAUGACUUUGUGGUUAUGGAUGGUACUGAGAGUCUUGGAGACAGUUGAGGCACAUUGUGGGUACCAUUUUCCAUGGAGCCUCUCAAACUUCUUGCCUUGGUAUGGGGGGGCCGAUUUUCAUGACUAUCACCACCGUUUGCUUUAUACCAAGUCUGGCAACUACUCAUCAACUUUUACUUACAUGGACCGGGUAUUUGGAACUGAUAAAGGUUACAGAAAGUUAAAGGCUCUAAAGAAUGAUGGAAUCGAAGAUGGAAGCAAGCAAAAGUGACAAAUAGUUUUUUUAAUAGCCGGGCAUCAAGAUGUUGCUUCCUCAUUUAAAGGCCAUCUUAGAGGUCUUGUUUUGUCACUGCCUCAUCUCAUGUGAAACCACCUUUUUGUGUUAGAUUGCUUUUUGUUUACAGCGUGACAGUAUGUGGAAUCAGUGGAAAGCGUACUCUGCAGAAAUCUUUCUGUUUUGUCCUGCUAAAUCAAGAUAGAUAUCCAUUUUUUUCUAUUGGGUAGCUAAUUUCAUAUUAGUUACUCUUAGUUAUGCUA